AUGUUUCCGCAGCCACCGUUCUCGCCGGUGUCGCCGAUUCAGCUAACGGUGGCGGCGUUGUUCGGCGCCUCCGUAAUGGCUAUCUCCGCAUUCUACAUCCACAAACGCAGCGUCGAUCAAGUCCUCGAUCGCCUCCUCAACCUCCGCCGCCGCCGCCGCUGCCACUCACUGUCCGAAGACGAAGAACUUGAUAUCUCGUAUUGUAUUGAAAAUGCGCAAACUGAUAAUAACGUGAAUAUAUGGAGAAGCAAGACUAGAUUUUUGAACGACCCAAUUGAUCGUGAUAAUGAGGAUCGUUAUGGUGAUGAGGCGAUGAAUUAUCGAGUUUCGUCUUCCGUGCCGAGUGUGAGUGUUCGGAGGACUGAGUGGGUCGGUGAGGAGGCUGGUAUUUCUGUGCCUUUGGAUAAAGAUGAAUUGAUUUCUUCUGAUUUACCUCAAAUACGGACUGGUCAGAGGGACGGGGAGGAGCAUUACAUGAUUCACUCUGGUAACACUAUGCGUGUAGGAUCAGUUGGUAGGCUUGUGACUCCUAGAUCAUCAGGUGGUUAUGCAUUUGAGAGCACAGGAGAUUCUGAUGAUGAAGGAGCUGAACUUUCAGCCAGAGAGAAUCAUGUAUUGUCGCAUCAAAAUCAGGAUGUAAAUCUAACAAUUCAAAGUGAAGCCCCGAUACCAGCUGAAAAUGGGGUUUGUAUUCACGCUCAAGAAUCUAAAUCAUUAGAGAGUGAAGUAAAAUCUAGUGAUGGUCAUGCUGACAGUAGAGCAGAUACAGCUUCAACACAUAUUGUGGCAAAUGAUCAUAUAAUCAGAAACAAUAUUUUUCCACCAAUAACUACACUUAAUGGUUCUGUUUCUGAUGCUCUUCAAAGUAUGAAAUCAGACUCAGUGAGUGUUGAAGAACAAGAAGUCUUGAAGAUGAUUCACGAAUGUCUAGAAUUGAGGGAAAAAUACGUUUUUAGGGAAAAUUUUGCUCCAUGGACAUCAGAAGUAUCUGGUUCAGUUGAGAUUAAGGAUGAUCCAUUUCAUUUUGUGCCUGUUGAAGCAUCUCCUCAUUUCUUCAGAAUGGAAGAAGGUGUAGUACGUGUUUAUGCGAGUGAAAAGGAUACUGAAGAACUUUUUCCGGUUGCAAGUUCUACAAUGUUUUUCACUGAUAUGCAUUAUAUACUGAAAGUGAUGUCCAUUGGAAAUGCUCGCACUUUAUGUCACCACCGAUUACGAUUUCUUGAAGAAAAAUUCCGCCUCCAUUUGUUGGUAAACGCAGAUAGGGAGUUUGUAGCUCAGAAAAGUGCACCUCAUCGAGAUUUCUAUAAUAUCAGAAAAGUGGACACUCAUGUACACCAUUCUGCUUGUAUGAACCAAAAGCAUCUUCUCCGUUUCAUCAAGUCAAAGUUGAGAAAAGAACCAGAUGAGGUUGUGAUCUACCGUGAUGGACAGUAUCUUACCCUGAAAGAAGUCUUUGACAGCUUGGACUUGACAGGAUAUGAUCUAAAUGUAGAUCUCUUGGAUGUGCAUGCCGAUAAGAGUACCUUCCACCGAUUUGACAAAUUCAAUCUCAAGUAUAAUCCAUGUGGACAGAGUAGACUUAGAGAGAUCUUUCUGAAGCAGGAUAAUCUCAUUCAAGGGCGUUUCCUGGCUGAAGUUACGAAGCAGGUUCUGUCUGAUCUUGAAGCAAGUAAAUACCAGCUGGCUGAGUACCGAAUUUCGGUUUAUGGAAGGAAGCAAAGUGAAUGGGAUCAGCUGGCUAGUUGGUUUGUGAACAACAGGAUUUAUAGUGAAAAUGCUGUUUGGUUAAUUCAGUUGCCAAAGUUAUACAAUGUUUACAGGAGUAUGGGAACAGUUACUUCCUUCCAGAGUAUACUAGACAACAUCUUCAUUCCACUUUUUGAGGUCACAGUGGAUCCAAAUUCCCAUCCUCACUUACAUAUUUUCUUAUUGCAGGGCGCGCUAGGGUCUUCCUUCUUAACUGUUUGUGAAAACAACGCAAUUUCUUAA
Striga hermonthica is the source of this 1989-nucleotide messenger RNA. Lineage: Eukaryota; Viridiplantae; Streptophyta; Magnoliopsida; Lamiales; Orobanchaceae. The record is from the annotation of a GenBank genome assembly.